Molecule: messenger RNA, 2166 nt
Organism: Menidia menidia (Atlantic silverside)
Lineage: Eukaryota; Metazoa; Chordata; Actinopteri; Atheriniformes; Atherinopsidae
Source: the annotation of a GenBank genome assembly
CCUUCUCUUGAACAGAAGCAGAAAAUGGGGGAGAAGAACCCUCAGGAGGCGGCAGACAAUAGUCCGGAUCUGGGAGUCAGGGCUCCAGAUGAAAGCAUCCCAAAUGGCUCGACGGUCACCCAUCGUCUGUACAAAAGGCGCUGGAUCAUCGUGUUCCUGUUCAGCGCCUACUCUCUGAGCAACGCGUACCAGUGGAUCCAAUACGGGAUCAUCAGCAACAUCGUGUUGAAGUUCUACCGCGUGGACGGUUUCGCCGUGGACUGGCUGUCCAUGAUCUACAUGCUGACCUACAUCCCCUUCAUUUUCCCGGCCACCUGGCUCCUGGACAGGAAGGGUCUGCGCUUAACGGCUCUGGCCGCCAACGCGCUCAACUGCGCCGGGACUUGGAUCAAGGUGGCCAGUGCCGGACCCAACCUCUUCUGGGUGACCAUGCUCGGACAGUUCAUGAGCUCCCUGGCCCAGGUCUUCAUCCUGGGGAUGCCCUCCAGCCUCGCGUCAACCUGGUUCGGGGCGGAUGAGGUUUCCACCGCCUGCUCCAUUGGGGUCUUUGGCAAUCAGGUUGGGAGUUUAGAAAUGCUUCAGAAGUCCGAGUGGAAACAGAGGAGCCUCGGUGGUACUGGCAUGAACUCUCAGGGUCAUUUCCGUCAAGUGUGGAUGGACAACAACGACAACACCAUGGACCACAGCUCCCUUUCAACGAGGACAGAGAGAACUUGCUUUGGAGAGUUCAGAACCCCGCACAGGUUGGGGGACGGCAGCGACGCCCUGGAGCACUCGACGGUGAACACGGCUCACUUCUUCCCGCUGAUGGAGACCAAGCUGUACAAGCGACGAUGGGCCAUGCUGCUCCUCUUCUGCAUCUACUCCAUGAGCAACGCGUUCAUGUGGCUGCAGUACGGCAUCAUCAGCAACAUCUUCAUGGGCUUCUACAAAAUUGACCCCAUGGCCAUCGACUGGCUGUCUAUGAUCUAUUUCCUCACCUACAUCCCUCUCAUCCUGCCCGUCAUGUGGACCCUGGACAAACGGGGCAUCAGAGAUGUGGUGGUGGUGGGGUCUGCCUUUAACUGCAUCGGGGCCUGGAUCAAGACGAGCACGGCCAGCCCUGACAUGUUCGCCAUGACCUUCUUCGGGCAGUUUGUGUGUUCAGUGGCCACAGUUUACAUCCUGAGCAUCCCCUCCAGACUUGCAUCCCUGUGGUUUGGGCAGCAGGAAGUGUCCACCGCCUGCUCAAUUGGCGUUCUAGGAAACCAGAUGGGUAUUGCCAUCGGGUUUCUGGUCCCGCCGAUCCUUGUGCCUAAUUUGGAUGACAUGGACGAGCUGGCGUAUCACAUCAGAAUCAUGUUUUACAUCAGCGCAGGUGUCGCCACCUUUAUCUUCGUCCUUGUGGUCAUCGUGUUUCAGGAGAGACCAGAGAUCCCACCCACCCAAUCCCAGGCUCAAGCCAGGAGCAUCCAGCCCGAUGAGUACUCCUAUAUGGCUUCAAUCAUGAGGCUGUUGCGGAAUAAACCCUUCAUGCUCCUUGUGAUCAGCUAUGGGCUGAAUGUGGGCUGCUUCUAUGCCAUUUCCACACUGUUGAACCGGAUGAUAAUCGAACACUAUCCUGGUGAAGAGGUGAAUGCUGGGAGAAUUGGUCUGACAAUAGUCAUUGCUGGAAUGGGGGGGUCCCUCAUAUGUGGCGUUUGGCUGGACAAGACCAAAACUUACAAACAGACCACCCUGGCUGUAUAUAUCCUCUCCCUGGUUGGGAUGGUGGUUUAUGCCUUCACCCUCAGCCUAGGUCACCUAUGGGUGGUUUUUAUCACAUCUGGACUUUUAGGCUUCUUCAUGACAGGAUAUUUACCUCUGGGCUUUGAGUUUGCUGUAGAGCUCACCCACCCAGAAUCUGAGGGAACCUCAUCUGGACUGCUCAACUGCUCAGCUCAGAUCUUUGGAAUCAUUUUCACCAUCGGUCAAGGGAAGAUCAUUGACGCAUGGGGAACCUUCGCGGGAAACAUCUUUCUGUGUGUCUUUCUGCUAAUUGGAACGAUAAUGACAGGAUUUAUCAAAUCUGACCUCCGAAGACAGAAGGCCAACCAGCAGUCUGAGGUGCAGACAGUGAGCAAAAAGGCAGCGGACACAGAAGAAGGCAUCUCUCCACCGGAAAUUCUGAAGGAGGGAAAGCUGUGA